Molecule: messenger RNA, 4819 nt
Organism: Spodoptera litura
Lineage: Eukaryota; Metazoa; Arthropoda; Insecta; Lepidoptera; Noctuidae
Source: RefSeq, a predicted model, not a curated record
UAUAUUUCGUUUUAAUUUACAAGUUUUCCAUCGUUCAUAAUUUUAAUAUUUUUAUACCGUUUUAUACAAUAAUAAAGUGUUUAUAGAUAGGCGUAAUUACAACGUAAACAUAAAGUUACUACACCAAAAAGGAGUUGAGGCGCAAAAUUUUACGGAGGGAAUUUUUCGAGUAUUAGGCGGUUUAAGUUCGACCAAGUUUCGGCCGGCCGGAGUUUGACAGUUCGCCGAUUGGAAAAUUUAAAAAAAUUGACGUUUUGAAAUACAACAUGGCGGACUGUGUGUUUGUCAUCGAGUUCGGCGGGUUCGACGACCUCGCCGGGGUCCACUAACAAUGCUCAACUUUCAUAACAUUUGACGGCUGCUGUAUCCAUGCGGCGGUGACGCGAUGUCUGUCGCGCCAGCGGUCAAGCGCGAGCUGGACCUGGAGAGCGGCGGCAGCAGCCCCGGCCGCAAGCGCCGCAAGCAGGCGGCCCCCACGCGUGCGCAGCCGCAGCACCUCGCGCCCCCGCCCAUCGACCUGCACGCCAAGAUGGCCGACAUCUACAAGAGCGCCCUCGCCUUCGGGGAGCUCGCCCUGCCCACCUUCGACCCGCUCGCAGCUUUCCGCCUGCUGCCGCGGCACGAGCCCCCGCGUAUCUUCAACCCCGAGGCAUACUGCGACCUCUGCUGCAAAGAGUUUUGUAACAAGUAUUUCUUGAAGACCCAUCGCGCUAACAAGCACGGGAUCUACGACGGUGGCGACCCGCAGCCAGCCGCCCCACCACCCGCGCAACCCUCGCCCCCACGUCGCUCCUCCGAUGAGGAGUCAGGGGGAACACCACGUCGUCUCUCACCAGAUUCGGCCCGGCGUGCGCGAGAGUCCGGUUUCCAGCCUGACGCACUACGCCGGUUAGGAGUGGUCAAUCCUGAAGCGUUUUGUGAAAUAUGCUGUAAAGAGUACUGUAACAAAUACUUCUUGCGAACACACCGAGAGCGGCGGCAUGGUGUACCCGCGCGUCGCUCGCCCAUCAACGACCAUUCUCCUCCGUCAGCCACGCCACCUGCCGGCCCGCUGUGCACACCACUGGGCACUCCUUUGACGACACCGCUGACAACACCACCAGCGUUAUCAGGACCACCUCCUGACACGCCACCACGCUCGCAUUCUCUACCACCACCAUUAGACCCUGAAGAAAUGGCUGAAGUGAAACGUGAAUGUGAAGAAGACCUAGAAGCUGCGUUACGUGAUGGCCAAACAAGUCCACUGAACCUUAUAGUGGAAGAGAGGGGCGUGCCCUCGCCCGGCUCUGCGAGCGAAGAGCUACGCAAGCUGCAGACGAUGAUAUCCCAGCUUAACGAGCUAGCAGCCGAGCGACUGGCGGACGAGCCCAACGACCCGGGCCCGCGCCCCCCCUCCGCCUCGCCUCCACCACCUGACGAGCGACGCGCCUCCUCCUCUGGUUCGAGUUUCUGUGAGAUUUGCAACAAGGAGCUGUGCAAUAAAUAUUUCAUGCGUACACACAUGCAGCGCAUGCACGGCAUCUCACUAGAGAGUGGCACGCAGUUAGGCGGGGUCACGUGCGACAUCUGCCACAAGGAGCUGUGUAGCAAAUACUUCCUACGCGUGCACAAACACAACACGCACGGCAUCCCAGCGCCACCCGCACCAGCUACCACUGCACCAGCCGAGCCAUGCCCACUGUGUGCGCGAAGGUUUCGUGGCCCACGCGCACUACGAGCGCAUUUAUUAGCUGAGCAUGCUCCCCCGGCGCGGCCCCCACCACCUCCCCCACGACCUCUGGACUUGCUCGCGCGAGAUAAGCCUUACGCCUGCUCGUAUUGUCCAUUCACCACCGAUGUGCUUGCGUUCCUGUUCGCGCACGAACGCGCGCAUGCGCAGCAACAAGCGAUAGAGCCACCCGAACUGCCACCCGAGCCUCCUGGAAGUGCCUGCGGAAGUGAGAUGGAGGGCGGCGAGGUGGGCCCCGAGAGCGGCGAGGGUGAGGGUGAUGCGGACGCGCAGUACUCGUGUUCGCGCUGUGAGUUCCGUGCGGAGGGCUUUGCUGCGCUGGAGGCGCACCUGCGUGCGGCGCACGGCGGCGCGGGCGCGUUGCUGGCGGUGCCGCGCGCGCCUCAGGCCCCGCUGACUAUGCAGCCCUUCGUGGUGGAGGAGGCAGGCGGCGCGCUGAGCCUGGUGCCGGCGCUGGUAUUUCUGCCAGUGCGGCGCCGCGCCACGCGCCGCGCGACCGUCACGCUGACGCUGACGCCGGCCUAACGGCCGCGGCGCGACGCGGGCGCACGCGGCCAGCGAUUACACCGCCGCGUGCGCGCGCAUACGAUCGCUGAACUCUACUAACUACAUUUAACGCUGUGUGCCUUCAAGCGAUUGCUGAAAUAUUAUGAGACGUAAUUUGUAAAGGAGAAGCUGCCGCGGCCGCCCGCUCGAGCGCCACACCGCGCGGCGGCCCCCGGCCUCUUUUUGUCAGAGUCUAACUUCAUAUAUUGAGAAUUAUAUUGAACGGGUGAUAUAUGAAACGUUGCCGCUUAUAAAUUCGAUUAUUUAUUAUUAUCUCCUCGAUGUUCCGUCGGGUCGGUCCGAGACGAGUUUAUGAAACGUCGAUUUCGAUCGGGAGAAGAAAUACACCCUAGGAGUAAUUAUUAUUUAAAGGUAUUGUAUCGGUGAGUGCGCACUCACGAUAGCGUCGUAGUACCGGUGCGAUGUUGAUCACUGAGCAGCGCGGCUGCGCGCGCGCAGUCCCCUCUACCGUACUACCGCGUACUACUACUACGACAACCGCUCUACCUCACCUCGUUAGUUUUUAUAUUAGCUGUUAUUGUAUAAAUUAUAUUUUGGAGUUACAAUAAAGUACAAAUAUACUAAGUUAGUGCGUUACAGCGCGCCGGACGGAGGCCGCGCGCACACGUUAGCUACUCGAUACUAUUUAUUGUUGUCUACGAGUGACUUAAAGCACAAAGAUACGUACUAUUGGGCAGUGAUCAACAUUAAACGUAAUUUUAGUAUUAAAUUUGAUUAGAUAUGUGGUCGUGGGGCUCGGUGAGACGGGUUUUGUUGUGUCACACACCAAUAUAUAUAUAUACGGGUCCUUGUGUUGGGGCGCGGGGCUGAGCUAGGCGCGCCCCGCCGCAUUAUUUGUGUAUCGUAAACAUUAUGUGUUACUGCGCCGGCGCACCGCCGCUCCGCUCUGCAACAAUAUAAACAGCUAUGACCGCUUUAAAUUUAAACUAAUGUUUUGAAUUCAACGUUUUACGAUGUACAUUAUUAAUAGUUAUAUUAACUGCCAUCGAAAAAGACUGAACAUUUAAUAAUUCACGUGUCUGGCGGGGUGGAGCGGCGCACGCGUCGCUUAUAUUAUUAUCUUGAUAAUCAAGACUUAUUUGAUGGGUAAAAUGGUAACAAAGUUUGUUUAAAUAAUUCAUUAUUGGUAGAUCAGUGUGGAGGUUAGCUUGUACAAACCAUGCAGCUUCUAAAGAAAGUUCCUAUGUAUGUACGUAAGUUGUAAUUUAAAUUUAAUGAAACUAGAGGUCGCCCCCGUGACGGCUCCGGACAGGCAUCGAACCUGAUUGUUGAGGUAAUCAUUGUGAUGAUGGAUCAGGGUAACCCUUAUCAGGACAGAGUGCUUGUGGUGGAAACGCCAUGCCGAUUAUAAAAUGACAAAAUGAAAUUGAAAAUAACUAUGACAAAUAAUAUUCUCUUUCAUUUUUAUAUCACUUGAAAAAGAAACUGUUUUCGAAUGUAUUCUGUCCAAGUUCUGUUCUAUCUAUCUACAUUCGUUUUGUUUCCAACGAAACAAGAAUCCUAUGAAGAUGUUUACUUCAAAUACUUGUAGAGUUCCUAGACAAAGUUCCAAGCUGAGAUUCCUACUCCAAAACGUCAAAAUUAGUCAUUAGAGUUCAAAAUAAAUGCAGAGAGAAUUAUUUUGAAUACCUUCCGACGAGUCUUCCGGGAGUAUAGCCAAACGAGGCCUGCACGGAGCCGAGGCGCGGGCGCGCGAUACAACAAAUUAUAUUAAUAACGUUUUAAAUAAUAACAAAUUAAUACAAUUGUACGCGUGGUAAGAUCUUAAGCCAGCGGCCAUUUUCUAGGAGCAUCCGUGGAACAAUAGUAGAGGGUGCCGGGUUUUUAUUAUAUUUGGAGAAUGGACGCUCGCUCGGAUCGAGAUCAUUGGAUGUAGUGAAAAAAAUGUAUUAAAUAUUGUGUUCAGGAUGUUUGUUUUUCCAAAAAAUGCGUUGUACUUGGUGUGGAGACCAGUUUAAGGGUUGGGGACGUAGCAGAGAUGAUUCACAUGAAAUAUAUACUUACUAUAUAAUAUAUAUUUGGUGAGGUCCUGUUAUAAUGUUGUUGGACCUCACCUUCUACCUUCACAAUAUACGUAUUACCAGUGCUACUCGUAAUAGGGAGAACCAUAUGAUGACCCUGUAAGAGAUUUUAAUUAUAUUAGGCAAGUUAUAUAGUAUUUUAUUGUAGGCAUUAACUCAUAAUAGGUAUUAACGCAAAGCUUGUUGAAAUAACACAGAUUACAUAGAAAAUUAUUAUAAGCAGCUAUCAGAAAUAUAACAGUAGAAUGAAUAUUAUUAAAUAACAUUUUCAUAAUAGUCAAUUAUAUGAAUUUGGUUAUAUUAAUAAAUAACUUUUCAAAAUAAAUAAAAACCGCGCGCAUUGUAAUAGAAACUGCUACAAAAUUAAGCAACUGUAAAAACAUUACCCUUUCAGACCGUUGUUAUUAUUAUUAUUAGGUAAAUUACAAAAAAGGGUAAUAAUUACAAUGUAAAAAUACCUAAUAAUAAAAAUUAAUAUAAAAAGUUGGUGCUAACAAUAUUU